AUGAUUUCUUUUAUUAAUUGUUUUAUUACAAAAAAUAUCUUUAUUUUUGUUAUCAUUUUUCUUGGUAAUACUAUUUUUAUAUCAUCAAAACCAUUUAACAUACAAGAAAAUAAUGUUAAUACUCAUUCUUUAAAAGAAGAUAAUGAUUUACAAAAUAGAAAUAAAAGAAAUAUUGGUUGUGAAUAUGGUAAUUGUGGACAUGGUAUAUUAGGUGUUGGAACUGCCACUGGAUCACUUGUUCACCAACCAUAUUCUAAUGGAUGUUCAGGUUGUGGUUGUGAUUGUGGAUGUUCAAAAUAUGCCACUGCAAAUAUAAAACUUCAUAAUUCAUGUGGAAAUUGUGAAUGUGGUUGUAUACAAUGUGCUACUACUACAAUUAGAGUUCAUUCUCCAUGUUCUUGUGGCUGUUGUACUGGAUGUGGAAAUGGAUGCGGUUGUGGAUGUCAAAAAUGUGUUAUUUCUACAGUAAGAAUGCAUUCUCCAUGUUCUUCUUGUUGUUGUUCUGGAUGUAGUAAUGGGUGUAAAUGUAAUUGUGGAUGCCAACAAUAUGAUACUGCUACAGUUAAAAUGCAUUCUCCAUGUUCAUCUGGUUGUUGUUCUGGAUUUGGUAAUGGAUGCGGUUGUGGAUGUCCAAAAUAUGCAACAGCAAAUAUAAAAUUUCAUAAUCCAUGUGGAAAUUGUGGAUGUGGUUGUUCACAAUGUGUUACUGCUAGAAUAAGAAUGCAUUCACCAUGUUCUUGUGGUUGUUGUUCUGGUUGUGGAAGUGGAUGCGGUUGUGGAUGUCAAAAAUGUGCUUCAGCUUCUGUAAAACUUCAUAAUUCAUGUGAAAAUUGUGGUUGUAAACAAUGUGCUACUGCUACAAUUAGAAUACAUUCUCCAUGUUCUUGUGGCUGUUGUACUGGAUGUGGUAAUGGAUGCGGUUGUGGAUGUCAAAAAUGUGCUUUAGCUUCUGUAAAACUUCAUAAACCAUGUGAAAAUUGUGGUUGUGGAUGUCAACAAUGUGGUACAGCUACAGUUAGAAUGCAUAAUCUAUGUCACUCAAAUGAUUGCUGUCCUGGUUGUCAUCAUCGUUCUAUGAUUCCACCACCAUGUAUGUCUUGUAUUGGAAGACCAGUUGGUUGUAGUUGUGGAGGUAAUUCUGCUAUAAAUAUGGCUAUUGGUGCAGCUACUGGUGCUCUUUUACCAAAUUAUAAUAUAAAAAUUGGUGAAGGUUAUGGUUCAAGAGAUUAUUAUGAUUAUGAUGGAUUCGGUGAUUUUGAAAUGGGAGGUGAAUAUAAGCGCAAGAAAAGAUUUAUAAGAAGUAAUGGAUUCAAUAAGGAAUAA
Messenger RNA from Strongyloides ratti, 1323 nucleotides. RefSeq lists its product as hypothetical. The transcript has a single exon. Lineage: Eukaryota; Metazoa; Nematoda; Chromadorea; Rhabditida; Strongyloididae. The record is from RefSeq and is a predicted model, not a curated record. Bases 1 to 1323 code for a protein of 440 amino acids.